AUGUAACUUAGUGAGCUUCGGCCAGAUUAGCACGUCCCCGGCUGACCAGGAAUAGUCGGCUUCGAAUUGCUCCAAAAGUCUCCGGUGCUUACGGGCCCGCCACCGAGCGAGCAGGAUGGAGGUGCCAGACUGCGCGGGCUGGCUGUGCUGAUGCCUAGAGGUCGUAUACCUACCUACAGAUGGGUAGAGAGCUCCUUUUUUCUUUCUCACGUUACCCACUUUGCCAGCAUCUGCUCAUCACAGCCUAGGACUUGGCGGGGGCCAGCACUGCCUUUUGGCGACACCUCGCGCGAGCACCAGUAGACCGCUAGCUGACGGGGCGCGGCUCACGCGAGUGAAACAACUACUAGCAUUGCCUAAGCCUCUCUCUGCCCACAUCGCUCAGUCCUUCGCGAACGGGACCCUGCGUGUCCCACUUCCUCUGACUGCUCGAAGCGGCCUGGCAGGAAAAGGCGAGAACGGGAGAACGGGGCGAGAACGGGAAGAGAGGGAACGAGACAAAAAAGAUAAGGCAGGAAACCUUGGGAAUCUAGGCGUUGGUGUAUAUCCUUGGCGCCAAUCCCGGGACUAGAGUUCUCACUGCGCUGACGUCCAAGAGAUUCGCCGAGCCUACCAAGGCGAUCAAGCCUACCUAAGCUAGUAACGGAAGUAGAAGCAGCAGCAGGAACAGCAGAAGCACCACCGCCACUACCACCACUACUACUAGCACCUGGGACGCCCAGACAUCAUGGCCGCCGAGAGCAAGGAGCCCGACGCCAGUGAGGACACUCUCACCGUGCAGCUGGGUGAGGGCGCCAGCGAUGGCGAAGACCGCGUCGACCCGAACGUCGUGGACUGGGACGGCGACGGCGACCCGGAGAACCCGUACAACUGGCCAGCGUGGCGGACGCGCAUGAACCUGAUCUUGAUCAGCUCCAUGACCUUCCUGACGCCCCUCGCGUCGUCAAUAUUCGCGCCCGGCGUGCCCCAGCUCAUGAGGGAGUUCGGCUCCUCGAGCCUCGAGAUCGCCGCCUUCGUUGUCUCCGUCUACGUCCUGGGCUUCGCCGCCGGCCCUCUCGUCAUGGCCCCGCUGUCGGAGCUGUACGGCCGCCUCCCUGUAUACCACGCCUGCAACGUCGGUUUCAUUGCCUUCGUCGUCGGAUGUGCGUUGGCACCUAAUCUCAACGCCCUUAUCGUCUUCCGCUUCUUCAGCGGCGUGUUCGGAUCCUGCCCUAUUACCAUCGGCGGUGGGUCGAUCGCCGACAUGGUGCCGCAGGAAAGGAGAGCGACCGCCAUCGCCUUCUUCGCGAUCGGGCCUUUGCUAGGGCCCGUCGUUGGCCCCAUCGCCGGCGGCUUUCUGUCGGGCGCGAAGGGCUGGCGCUGGACCUUCUGGCUAUUGGCCAUCGUUGGCGGUGCGCUGGGCCUCGCCGCGCUCGUAGGCAUGAGCGAGACGUACCCUCCGACCCUCCUCGAACGAAGGGCGGCGCGACUCCGAAAGGAGACGGGCAACUCACAGCUGCGCUCCAAGCUUGAACACGGCUUGACCUCCAGCGAGCACUUUAAGCACAGCAUCGUCCGGCCAUUGAAGAUGCUUGUCUUGUCGCCUAUUAUGAUCAUCAUGGCCCUAUAUAUCGCGAUCACUUACGGAUAUCUGUAUCUCAUGUUCACCUCGAUCACUCAGGUAUUCCAGGAGUUUUACGGCUUCAGCACUAGCGUCGUCGGUCUCGCCUUUAUCGGCUUGGGCGUGGGGUCUUUACUAGGCGUGGUAGUUUACACCGUUACUUCGAACAAGAGCAUCCAGAAGAAGACGGCAGAAGCGGACGCGGAGGCCGCGGCGACAGGCGCAAAACCGACGCCACUCAAGCCUGAAUACCGCCUCUCGUCCCUGCCGCUCGGCGCCAUCCUGCUCCCAGCCGGCCUGUUCAUCUACGGGUGGACGGUGGAGUAUCGCGUGCACUGGAUCGUGCCCAUCAUCGGGAUGGGCAUCACGGGCGUCGGCACCAUCAUCAUCUUCAUGGGCAUCCUGGCCUACCUGAUCGACGCGUUCGUGCCGUACUCGGCGUCGGCCAUCGCGGCCAACGCGGUCGUGCGGUCCGUCGCCAGCGCGGUGCUGCCGCUCGCCGGCCUGCGCAUGUACGAGCGCCUCGGCGUCGGCUGGGGCAACAGCCUGCUCGGCUUCAUCGCCGUGCUGUUCGCGCCCGUGGCCUUCCUGCUCAUCCGCUACGGCGAGCGUCUCCGCACCCGGUUCGAGCUGAAGAACCUGUAGGGAGGGGGGGAAGAGAUAGAGAGAGGGUGAGCGAUUGGUUUCCUUGGUUUUUCUUAGGUAGGUAAUCGUAGGCGCGGCAAUAACUCGGCAGGACGGCGUAGAUAGGCUAAAUCACAUGUAAUACUGCAACCAUGGAAUAAUUUACCCGCUCCGGCUCUCGCUCUCGUGGCAACGUGCUCUUGAAACAGGAUGCUGACGGGCUGGACGAUUACGUAGGUAGGUAGUAUUGUUGCUCUGAGGCCCGCGUACUUGGCGAGUGCCUGCAUCGUGGAAC
Durotheca rogersii is the source of this 2519-nucleotide messenger RNA. Its product is annotated as putative bicyclomycin resistance protein. The transcript has 2 exons. The record is from RefSeq and is a predicted model, not a curated record. Lineage: Eukaryota; Fungi; Ascomycota; Sordariomycetes; Xylariales; Xylariaceae. Gene Ontology annotation, biological process: transmembrane transport. Gene Ontology annotation, molecular function: transmembrane transporter activity. The coding region runs from base 728 to 2245 and encodes 505 amino acids.